AUGCGGGAGCUGUCGUGCUUCCGUGAAGCUGCCGUCUGUGCCGCGUCGCCGGCCUCCGUCUCCGGCACCGGCGGGCUGGACCGGUCGCUGCAGGCGGCGACCACGAGCGUGUACCGCGCGCAGCUGGCCUCGGGGAAGGGGAUCCUGAUCCGGGUCACGUGGACCAGGAGCAGCGCCGCAGCCGCGGGGAUCGCCGCCAUCGCUUUCUCCGACCAAGGCAGCAGCGUCCUCUUCUCCUCGCCGUCUAGCAGCUCCGCCCGGGCCCAGCAGCACGUGCUGCGGCGGAAGCGGGGGAGCAGGGGCUUCGUCACCGGCGCCGGCACGGCCAUGGGGGUCCACUGGGACGUGGCUGCGGCGGAGUACGCGUCCGCGCCGUCUUCCCCGGAGCCGUCCGGCGGCGACUACUGCCUCGCCGUGGUCGCCGACGCGGAGCUCGUCCUCCUCCUUGGUUCCGGUGACCUUGCCUGCCGCCUCUCCUCCUCCCUAUCUACCGCCACAACCCUCGUGAGCCGGCGCGAGCAGCUGCGCUCCACGGCGGCAGCGGUGAUUCACGCGACGCAAUGCAGGUUCCGGGAGGGCGGGGAGGAGCACUCGGUGUCGGUGCGAGUGACCGCCGAAGGGGAAGGGGAGGUCGGGGUGAGCAUUGACGGGGAGGAGGUGGCCGUGGCGAGGCAGCUGCGGUGGGGGUUCCGGGGGAACCGUGCGGCGGUGCUGCCCGACGGCGAGGUGGUGGACGUCAUGUGGGAUGUCCAUGACUGGUGGUUCGGUUGCCGCGGCGGUGAUGGGAAGGGGGCGCAGUUCAUGGUGCGGGCAAGGUCAGAGAAGGAAGGGAGGCUUUGGAUGGCUGACCAGACCGCCCCGGCCGCGACGGAGGUUGUCGGCACCGGCGGGGGUUUCUUCUUGCACGUCCAGUGCUACCGCCGGUGA
This is a messenger RNA of Brachypodium distachyon (stiff brome), 927 nucleotides long. RefSeq lists its product as uncharacterized. The transcript has a single exon. Bases 1 to 927 code for a protein of 308 amino acids. The record is from RefSeq and is a predicted model, not a curated record. NCBI's taxonomy places the organism in Eukaryota, Viridiplantae, Streptophyta, Magnoliopsida, Poales, Poaceae.